Acaromyces ingoldii is the source of this 2409-nucleotide messenger RNA. RefSeq lists its product as hypothetical. The transcript has a single exon. Bases 1 to 2409 code for a protein of 802 amino acids. The record is from RefSeq and is a predicted model, not a curated record. NCBI's taxonomy places the organism in Eukaryota, Fungi, Basidiomycota, Exobasidiomycetes, Exobasidiales, Cryptobasidiaceae.
AUGACGCCCGAAGAGACGGCGAGGGGCAGUCAGUCGCCCAGACCAGCGGCGGCGUCUUCGGCGACGGCAGCCGGAGCAAGGGGGACAGGAAAAAGCCAGAACCCCCCUACGUCGGCCACAUUCUCCUUUCGCCAGCCAUUUGAUCGCCGAUCGACUUCAUCAUCAGCAAGACCGCGCGCGUCGAUGCAGCCAGCCUCGACGACAACCAGCCCCGCGGCAUCGCCCAUGCGCGCCCAUCGGAGCAAGGUGCCCCUGAGCACGUCAAUGUCGAUGUCGAUGUCAAUGUCAAUGUCGACACGCUCAAAGACGCAAGUGGCAACGACUACCAGCUCUCUUGGAAAGCGGCGAGAGUCGUCGUCGUCGUCACCCUACGAACACACUCCCAGCGAAGAAUGUGACGAGUUCGGCCUUCUCGCUCGCCAGUCUUCUGCUGGAAUACCACAGGAAGCAGCAUCUCAGCCUUCUCGCACGAGUCGAGGCAGUCGUGGGCCAGCGUCCCCCCUGCCGGGCCACGCCAAGAUGAGUCGUAGCGAGACUGUUGGCCACACUCAGGCGCUCCUCGCGCCACCGACGGGCACAUCGACCAGGCUGCCGAUCAGCAACUCGUUGCGCGCCACCAUUGCCCGACCGCGCACCACAUCGCUCCUCUCGAACCCGUCCAAGCGCGUGUCGCCGUCUCAGCAGCAGCAGCAGCAGGCCUCGAGAGACGAUCACACCGAGGGAGACCCACUGACGAAGAGGAGGGCCACGGCACAGGCGAGCAAGGAGCCGCCGAGCAGCUUCAAGAUGCACCGUGCGCCGCGCCUUUCGAUGCCUGCCUCGUCGACGGUCCAACGAGGGGCGAGGACGGGCCCAGCGACGCCCUCGUCUGCCUCGUCCUCUGCCUCGAGGCGAGACGUAACGCCAGGAGGAGGAGGAGGAGGAGGAGGAGGAGGAGGCAGCAGGGGAGGAGGACAAGCAGGCGCAGGAGGAAGCAGCGUCAAGGACCGCGCAAAGGCCUGGGAGACUGGCGGCGCGGUGGGGCGCUCUCGAUCGAUGAUGCCUUCGGUCGCCUCGACGCCGGUCUUGUUCGAAAAGAUGAAGGAGGCAGCGGCCACGGUGCCCGAAGAGUCGCCCCUGAUUCGAGGGCCCUCAAUUGCCCACGCAUCGGUCAAUCGCAUCAAGUCGCAGAAGCAGAGAGGCGCCAUGCCGUCACAAUCAUCAUCAUCAUCGUCGUCAUCGUCGUCGGCCACUUCCACUUCAAGCAGCAACCGCAGGAUGCCGGCGCUGCCCACGCCCGAAGCGCGCCAGCGAGGCAUGCGCCGGAUCAGCCAUCUGCUCGAGCAGAAGCAGAAAGAGACAGAGGCGGAGAAAGAAGAGGGCCACGGGAACAGCAGCGUCGACGACGCCGAAGCGGCGCUCCAGCGCGACUAUGUCGCCAUGGCCAACAAGGCCAACCUGGGCGCGGCAGAGAUGAAGGCCAUGGUCACGCAGGGAGAGCACAGCCCGGAAGAAGAGGAGGAGGAGGCUGCAAAGUGGCGCGGUUGGCGUGAUCAGUCGGGCUCAGUCCGUGACCGGCGUCGGCAUUCACUGCCGUCGACGCCCGCCAGGUCGGAGCGUGACGACGACGACGAUGAGCCGUCGUUCAGCAUGUCGCCCAGCGAGGAGGCGAGGCAGCGGAAGAAGGAGUCGUCUUCGUCGCCGCCUUCGUUGCCACCGUCGCAGCAGCAGCAGCAGCAGCAGCAAGAACCUCAACAGAGAAACAGGAUGAAAGAAAGCGUAGGUCUCGAUGUGACGCUGGCGAAACUGACGCUGGAGCGAAGCGCUGGGCUUGCCUCGGUCGAGGACGAGUCGCUGCUGCUCGAGGGCGAGGAGGACGACGAGGGCCUCAUGAAGGUGGACGAGCUCGACUGGCACGAUGCCAAGGAGACAAGACGCGUGGAAGAGCGGGAGAAGAAGACCAAGCGUGGCGAGGAUCUCACCGGACAAGGCAAGGUUCCCAAAGUGGACGAGAAGCAGAAGGGGCUGCGAGAGGAAAACGAGAGGCUCGUUGAGGAGGUGCGGCGUCUGCGCCAGCACACGGAAGCGGUCGAGAGGGAGCGCGACGCUGCGCAGAGAGAUGCCUCAUCUCUGAACACACUUCGAGGACAGCUCGAGGCGGGUGACCAGGCGCUGUCGGAAGAGAGGGCCAAGUCGGUCGCAUACAGGGCCGAAGUGGACCGAAAGAAGGUGCAACAGGUGGAGGCCAGCCAGCUCACUGAACGACGCCUGCAAGAAGCCCUCGUCUGCCGGGCGACGAUGGCGUGGGGGCUGGCCUCGUCGGCUGCCAGGGCAGAGGUCGAGGCGCUGUCGGGCGAGAGGGACAUGUGCACCUUUUUGCUUGCCCAGCUCACCGUGUGGCAGCGGGCCGUCCUCGCCGAGAUUUCGUGA